GAAGUAUUACGUGGAGAAGAUGUUUGAUUGGUUGUGUUGUAUUUCCCAUAACAGGAAGUAUUACGGGGAGAAGAUGUUUGAGUGGUUGUGUUGUAUUUCCCAUAACAGGAAGUAUUACGGGGAGAAGAUUGGGAUCUACUUUGCCUGGCUGGGUUUCUACACUGAGAUGCUGUUCUUCGCUGCGGUAGUAGGCCUGAUCUGUUUUCUCUAUGGAUUGUUCACCUUCGAUGACAACAUCUGGAGUAAAGAAAUCUGCAGUGAGGAGAUUGGAGGCAACAUUAUCAUGUGUCCGCUGUGUGAUAAGACGUGUGGCUACUGGAAGCUCAACUCAACGUGUAACUCGUCCUGGCAAUCGCAUAUGUUUGACAAUGUGGGGACAGUUUUCUUUGCCAUAUUCAUGGGGAUUUGGGUGACUCUGUUCCUGGAGUUCUGGAAGCGUCGGCAGGCCCGUCUGGAGUAUGAGUGGGACCUGGUGGACUUUGAGGAAGAGCAGCAGCAGCUUCAACUACGACCAGAGUACGAGAUCAAGUGUACCAGCCGCAGACUCAACCCCGUCACACAGGAGAUGGAACCAUACUUUCCCGCAAAAUCCCAGUGUGCUCGUACAUUCCUGUCUGGAGCCACCGUCAUAUUCUGGAUCUCCCUGAUCAUAGCGUGUAUCAUCGGGGUGAUAGCGUACCGUCUGGCGGUGUACGCGGCGUUUGCUAGCAUCAUGAAGGACAGCCCCACCAAUAACAUCCAAAUGGUGGGCUCCAUCAUCACCCCUCAGCUCGCCACCUCUGUCACCGCUUCCUGUAUCAACUUCGUCAUCAUCAUGAUCCUCAAUGUGAUGUAUGAGAGAGUGGCCAUCUGGAUCACUGACAUGGAGAUUCCCAAGACGCACCUGGAGUACGAGAACAAGCUGACGGUCAAGAUGUUUCUGUUCCAGUUCGUCAACUACUACUCUUCCUGUUUCUACGUGGCCUUCUUCAAGGGGAAGUUCGUCGGCCGUCCCGGAGACUACAUCUACAUGUUCGGCUGGAYCAAGCUGAGGAACGAGGAGUGUGACCCAGGUGGAUGUCUCAUUGAGCUGACCACUCAGCUGGUCAUAGUGAUGGCAGGCAAACAGGUGUGGGGUAACAUCCAGGAAGCUCUGGUCCCGUGGCUKCUGAACUGGUGGGGGAGCCGUAAAGCCCGUAGCCACCCUGAGAGCCUGUACAGCCGCUGGGAGCAGGACCAUGACCUGCAGAACUUUAGCCAUCUGGGUCUUUUCUAUGAGUACCUGGAGAUGGUGAUCCAGUUUGGUUUCAUCACUCUGUUCGUGGCCUCCUUCCCUCUGGCCCCCCUGCUGGCGCUGUUGAACAACAUUAUAGAAGUUAGAGUGGACGCCUGGAAGUUCACCACCCAGUUCCGCCGGCCUGUGGCGGCCAAAGCCCACAGCAUCGGAGCCUGGCAGGAAAUACUGAACGGAGUUGCCGUUUUCUCAGUCGUCACCAACGCUUUCAUCGUAGCCUUCACAUCAGAGAUUCCCCGGCUGGUGUACAUGUAUGCUUACAACCCUGGCAACGAUCUCUCAAUGAAGGGCUACAUCAACAAUAGCCUGUCCGUGUUCAACAUCUCUGGGUUCUCUGAGGAGAGGCCUGAUGACGGAGAGAGCCCUGAAUGGUUCAACAGCUCUGUCAUCACCACCUGCAGGUACCGUGACUACCGCUACCCACCAGGCCAUGAGAAGCAGUACACUCACACCAUGCAGUUCUGGCACAUCCUGGCUGCCAAGCUGGCCUUCAUCAUUAUCAUGGAGCACGUGGUGUUCAUGGUGAAAUUCUUUGUGGCGUGGAUGAUUCCUGACGUUCGCGGAGGUGAGGCCAGGGUCAAACGGAACGUUCCUCAUCCAGGGUACUCCAUAACUACGAGGUGGAGAAUCUGAAGAUCCAGCUAAGCCACAGGAACGAUGACUGCUCCUCCAACCCCGUGGACUAUCCCGACAUACGCCGGCGCGAAGUGUUGUCCGAGUGUCUCUAGCACCCGUCCUCGCCCUCCGCCCACUCAUUUGAUUUUGGCUCGUGUUCAUUAGGUCACACCACGGAAAACGUUUUAAAAUGUUUUUCAACAGGAAAUUUAAAUUAGCGUUUUGUUAUUGGACAAGUCCGAGAUAGGACAAUUCCCAGUUUUGUUCCGUUUGGUGCCUAAUGAACAAGACCCCGUUCAGAUUGGGCUGGGGCCUGGGCUGGUCUUAAGGAGAUUCUCUAUAAACUACCCUGAACGGUGGGAGAUCUGUGCGGGCUCUGUCUGCUGGUGGAGUGUAGAGGGAAAUCCUCACAGAAAUAGCGCUUUGAGUACCUCAGUUGGUAGAAAGGGCACUAUAUAAAUCACAUUCAUUAUCAUCAUCAUCAUUAAAUACAAGACGAUACUACAUUUAGUGUGACAUGUUUAAAGCAGUGCCAGAUCUGCCCAUGUGUGGUCUAUGGAUUUCAGAACUCAUCUUCAAUCAACCACCAUUCAUUUCCAUUCACACUAACAUACUAAGGCUGUGUUUACACAGGCAGCUCAAUUCUGAUCUUAUUUUUUUUUUACACUAAUUGGUGUUUUGACCAAUCA
Molecule: messenger RNA, 2577 nt
Organism: Salvelinus sp. IW2-2015
Lineage: Eukaryota; Metazoa; Chordata; Actinopteri; Salmoniformes; Salmonidae
Source: RefSeq, a predicted model, not a curated record